Arabidopsis thaliana (thale cress) is the source of this 1607-nucleotide messenger RNA. RefSeq names its product 12-oxophytodienoate reductase 2 (gene OPR2). Gene Ontology annotation, biological process: oxylipin biosynthetic process; lipid metabolic process. The record is from RefSeq and is marked reviewed. Gene Ontology annotation, molecular function: 12-oxophytodienoate reductase activity; FMN binding; oxidoreductase activity. Lineage: Eukaryota; Viridiplantae; Streptophyta; Magnoliopsida; Brassicales; Brassicaceae. Gene Ontology annotation, cellular component: cytoplasm. The transcript has 4 exons. Bases 355 to 1479 code for a protein of 374 amino acids.
CUCAUUUGUUAUGUUAUGUAAUCUCCAAUGGAUCAAAAGUAGAAUCCCAACUGUAGAAGAUGAUACUAUCAUGCUAGGUAGAAGACAGCAUGGAAUAUGGGGUAAGUUCAAAGUGGUUACACUCUAAUGUCGUCUCAACGAAUACGUCUUUAUGAAGAAAUAAAAAAAUCUAAGUGGUUGGAUGCGUCAUCAAUGACGACCACGUCGUUAAAGACAGAAAGAAACACUUGCGUUCCUGAUUCUCUGAUCAAUCAAUGUGUAUAAAUAUGUUCGGAUAUGUCCAUUAUCUUACGCAAUCUUGAAAAGUGUUUUUGAGAGAAAUAUAGGUUUUACAAAAUCCACCGUUGUGAAUUCAUGGAAAUGGUAAACGCAGAAGCAAAACAGAGUGUCCCUCUUCUCACCCCUUAUAAGAUGGGAAGAUUCAAUCUUUCUCAUAGGGUUGUUCUAGCACCAUUGACGAGACAGAAAUCGUACGGAAGCGUUCCUCAGCCUCACGCUAUCUUGUAUUACUCUCAGAGAACGUCACCGGGAGGUUUUCUCAUCGCUGAAGCCACCGGGGUUUCAGAUACAGCUCAAGGGUAUCCAGAUACACCUGGGAUAUGGACUAAAGAGCAUGUGGAGGCAUGGAAGCCAAUCGUUGAUGCUGUACAUGCCAAAGGUGGUAUCUUCUUCUGUCAGAUCUGGCAUGUUGGCCGCGUUUCUAAUCGCGGUUUUCAGCCAAGGAGGCAAGCUCCUAUCUCUUGUACGGGGAAGCCAAUUAUGCCUCAAAUGCGUGCUAAUGGCAUUGAUGAAGCUCGCUUUACCCCUCCAAGACGUCUAAGUAUCGAAGAAAUCCCCGGCAUUGUCAAUGAUUUUAGGCUUGCUGCAAGAAAUGCUAUGGAAGCUGGUUUUGAUGGAGUUGAGAUUCAUGGAGCUCAUGGCUAUCUGAUUGAUCAGUUCAUGAAGGACAAAGUGAAUGACAGAACUGAUGAAUAUGGUGGAUCAUUGCAAAACCGUUGCAAAUUUGCUCUGGAAGUAGUCGAUGCAGUGGCUAAGGAGAUCGGGCCAGACCGUGUUGGAAUCAGGCUCUCUCCGUUUGCAGACUAUAUGGAAUCCGGAGACACUAAUCCAGAAGCAUUAGGGCUGUACAUGGUGGAAUCUCUGAACAAAUAUGGAAUCCUCUACUGUCAUAUGAUUGAACCCAGAAUGAAAACAGUGGGAGAAAUAGCAGCGUGUUCUCACACACUAAUGCCAAUGAGGGAAGCCUUUAAGGGGACUUUCAUCUCUGCAGGAGGUUUCACGAGGGAAGAUGGGAAUGAGGCCGUGGCAAAGGGACGAACUGAUCUUGUGGCUUAUGGUCGAUGGUUUCUAGCCAACCCAGACCUGCCAAAGCGGUUCCAACUGGAUGCACCGCUGAAUAAAUACAAUAGGUCAACGUUUUACACUUCUGAUCCUGUCGUGGGUUACACCGAUUACCCUUCCCUUGAAUCAACAGCUUAAAAUCGUGUUAUCAGUAAUGUAAUGUGUUUCCCUAAUGAUGUAAUAAGUUUCUGGCUUUUGUUUAUACUCUAAGUCAUUAUACCUUCAUAAUAAUUUACAUGGAUACAUUAUCACAAAAGAGCUUUUAU